Molecule: messenger RNA, 630 nt
Organism: Puccinia graminis f. sp. tritici CRL 75-36-700-3
Lineage: Eukaryota; Fungi; Basidiomycota; Pucciniomycetes; Pucciniales; Pucciniaceae
Exons: 2
Coding region: 1-630 (209 amino acids)
Biological process (GO): regulation of DNA-templated transcription
Molecular function (GO): sequence-specific DNA binding; DNA-binding transcription factor activity
Source: RefSeq, a predicted model, not a curated record
AUGGGGAAGAGGAUCGACAACCAACCGUUUGGCUUCCCUGUGAGGAGAUCGAUGCUACUUGAUCCAUCAUUCAUCAUCUCGCUAACCGUUGGCUAUCAUCUCAGUAAUUUCUCAAGCUUCGUUCGUCAACUUAACAUGUACGGCUUUCACAAGGUCAACAAAACCCCCCGAGGUCAACGAGGAAACGAUAACUCGGCUGCUUGGGAAUUCGUUCGUCCUAAAUUCCAUCGAGGACGACCUGAUCUACUGGAACAGAUUUGGAGAAAGACCCUAGAUAGCGAGUCUGGCUCUCAAUCUUCUCGUACUAAAGAUCCAGCCCUCACCAAUCAAUCUCAGCCUUCACCCACCACCCAGAGGUUCCCCUUGGAUCACGUCUCCUGUCUUCCCACCCUCACACGACCACAUCCCAGUACCCAACUCGUUCAUGCCUCCUCUAGCCCAUUCUUCUCACAUCUCCACCAGCGAACCAAGUCCAACUGUCAGUCAGAGCUCGCCCCGGCAGCUCCUGGGGCUACCUUCAACGUUCCUGAUAUCUUGAACACUCCGCUACCGUCCAACGCUCUAUUCGAGACUAGGCCCAAUCCGACGAUCGGCCCUAAUACCGAUCACUCACAGGUACGGAUCACUUGA